AUUGUGCUUUGGUACCGCUCAAAAUGACUAUUAUAAUGACAAUGUCCAUGAGUUAAGUAUUUGCAACAAUUGAAGUAACUAGUAGAUUCAAUACAUGCAAAUUAGGUUAAAAUAUAUUCGAAAUGGUUAAUUCUAUAGAUUUUAAUGUUUCCAACAAAAUUUUAAUAGUUUUGGGUGUUGUUGGUAGUAUAUUAGUUUUUGGAGGAGCUUUCGUUGGAUUUAAAGUCGUACCAGAUGGUAUAAAUAUGAAACUUUGGGAGACAAAAGUUUUGAAAGAAAAUACAGAACAAUGGAAUAUUUUUGUGAAAACACCUUUUCCGUUCACUUUCAAAGUUUAUAUAUACGAUGUCAAAAACCCAGAGGAAAUUUUAGAAGGAGAGAAACCGUUGGUAGAGGAGGUGGGACCGUUUGUAUACAAAUUAUUUAAGUGGAAGCAAGAAAUAGAUUGGUCUACACCCGAUGAUAUAUCUUAUAAUUUGUAUACCAGGUAUGAAUUUGACAAAGACGCUUCAGGAUUGUAUUCGGAUGAGACUAAAGUAACGAUUUUCAAUAGUAUGUUUUAUAGUAUUAUGUUGAAAAUAGAAGAAACUCAACCGGACGCUUUUGGUCUGAUAGAAAGUGAGCUUCCAAUGAUAUUCGGAGAAAAUGACGGUUUGUUUAUCAAAGUAAAAGUUAAGGAUUAUUUAUUUGAAGGACUGAAGUUCUGUGAAAAUGAAGGAGCCAAUGCCGGUUUUGCUGGUUCGAUGUUUUGUAGACAAGUUAUAGAAAAAUUGCAUGAGUCUAAGACUUUAAGAUUGGAAAAUAAAACGGUUUUAUUCUCUAAUAUGCAUUACAAAAACAACACACAUUCAGGUAGAUUCACUGUUAAAUCCGGCCAGAAAACUAGAGAAGAAGCUGGAAGAUUACAUUUAUAUAAUGGAAAAGAAUAUAUUAGCACAUGGUCGGGAGAUAAAUCUAUAUGUAAUAAAAUAAGGGGUGUGACGACUGUUUUUCCCGUAGAUGUGAAACCAGAUAUGAUUUUUGAGUCUUUUGCAGAAGAUAUUUGUAGAACAGUUGCUUUGGAAUAUUCCUCCGAAGAAACAGUGAAAACCCUCAAGGGAUUGAAAUUUGUUGCUAAAAAUGAUACAUUCAGCACCUCCAAUAGAGAAAACUCUUGCUUUUGUCAAAAUAAAACUCGGACGUUUGACACCAAAUUAGGCUGUGCUAAAGAUGGGAUAACGGAUCUAAGUCCCUGUACAGGUGGUCCUGUUAUGGUGUCCUUUCCACAUUUAUUGUAUGGAGACAAAGAAUACCAAACAAGUGUUCAAGGUAUGGACCCGGAUAAAUCCAAGCACGAAACUUCUCUUAUAUUAGAACCGCUCAGUGGUUAUCCAUUAUAUGCAGCUCAAAGGAUACAAUUUAACAUGUUCCUCAGACCAAUUGAAGGUAUGGAAAGUUUGGCUAAUGUCUCCAGAGCAUUGAUGCCUUUGUUUUGGGUCGAAGAGACUUUAUUAAUUGGAGACCAGUACAUUGAAAUGAUGAAAUCUGAACUUUUCCAUACCAUGAAUAUAAUCAAUAUCGUCAAAUGGAUCGUGAUAACAUCUGGAUCGGCAUGUCUUAUAAUAGCAGCCUUGGCGAUAAUCUAUAAGCGGGCUCCUAAGAAAAUGAAGCAAAUACUGCAUUCAAAGUGCUGUUCUACAAAAGUAAUAUCAAUAAUCUUAGCUGCACUAAUAGUGUUGUUUAUAGGUGUGUUAGUGUUAAGUUUCUAUGGAAUUUCUAAAAUUAUCGAAGUCAAUUUACAUCAGUCAGUGGAAUUGAAGGAAAACACAGACCAAUGGGACAGAUUUAUCGACUUACCGAUACCAAUAUCUUUGAAAGUAUAUAUUUUUAACGUAACAAAUUCGGAUGAAGUACUGAAUGGUGAAAAACCUAAGUUAAUAGAAGUUGGACCGUAUGUGUACAGAGAAAAUAUUCAUAAAGAUAUCUCAUCCACAAAUAACGAUGAAGACAGUGUAACUUACCAGAAAAUAACAACAAUAACAUUCGAUCCAGACCAGUCUGGCGAUUUUAAAGAGACUGAUGAAGUAAUUAUAGUCAACCCAGCACUAUUAGUUCUCACAGAAAUAACUUCAACAAUAGAGCAAUUGGCCGUUGCAGGAUGUAUAAACAAAAUAUUUUUGCCGCCAUAUGAUACUCUUUUCAUAAAAGUAGAUAUCAAAUCAGUCUUAUUCGAAGGUAUACCAUUUGCACAAGCCUCUCCAGACAAUGGAUAUGCGUGUAAUAUAAUACGAAAUCUCGUUAUCGAUAAAACUAAAUACAUGAGAAAUGUUCAAAGGAUAUACAAUACUGUAUAUACAGAUGCAGUGGACGGACUCAUUUUCUCAUUACUGGGUUAUAAAGCUGACGCUCCUGAUGGUAUUUAUACUGUAAACAGAGGUAUCCACGACGUUUCUCAGUUAGGAAAUAUCAUGAAAUGGAAUUAUUCUACGCACCUUCCAUUUUGGGGAAGUAAACAGUCAUCAAAUAACGAUUCUUGUCAAUUGGUACAUGGGGGAGAUUCUACUCUAUAUCCUCCGCAGAUUACGAAAGACGACGUUCUCAGUAUUUUUGCUACUGAUAUUUGCAGAUCGGUAGAAAUUUUCUAUACAGGUAAAGGCACAUAUAAAGGUAUAGAAGGACUGCGCUUCGAACCUAAAGAAACCACUUUCACAUCUCUUUUAUCAAAUGUUGAAGAAGAUUGUUUCUGUACAAAACAAACAAAGAAUGCACAAGGAGAAUUAUCUUGUUAUUUAGAUGGUGUGCUAGAUUUGUAUGAUUGUUUUGGUGUUCCAAUUUUAUUGUCAUUUCCUCAUUUUCUCUAUGCCAAUGCUUCAUAUAAAAACGGAGUGGAAGGUGUUACUGAAGCUGAUCCUGAAAUACAUGGAAUAUAUUUACUCAUAGAACCAAAUACAGGCACACCUUUAGUUGGUAGGAAAAGAGUACAGUUCAAUUUAGUUAUACGACCAGCGGAACAUUUAAAAGAAAUUACAAAAAAUAUUUAUUCUACUAUUUUACCAUUAGUUUGGGUUGAGGAGGGUGCAGAUUUAACGGAUGAUUUGAUAGAUAUGAUUGAAGAUCAAUAUUUCAAGAAGGUGAAACUAACGAAGGGGGUCAAAUAUGGACUAAUAGCUGUAUCUGCAGCAGCUGUUUUAUCAGUGGGUGCUAUUUUACUCAGAAAAUUAUUACGCAAGAAAUAAUUUAUGUAUAAAUAAAUUAAAUAAGGAAAAAACA
Messenger RNA from Diorhabda carinulata, 3249 nucleotides. RefSeq lists its product as uncharacterized. The transcript is spliced from 18 exons. The record is from RefSeq and is a predicted model, not a curated record. The coding region runs from base 123 to 3215 and encodes 1030 amino acids. Lineage: Eukaryota; Metazoa; Arthropoda; Insecta; Coleoptera; Chrysomelidae. Gene Ontology annotation, molecular function: scavenger receptor activity. Gene Ontology annotation, cellular component: membrane; cytoplasm.